Molecule: messenger RNA, 2739 nt
Organism: Asparagus officinalis (garden asparagus)
Lineage: Eukaryota; Viridiplantae; Streptophyta; Magnoliopsida; Asparagales; Asparagaceae
Product: alpha-N-acetylglucosaminidase-like
Exons: 17
Coding region: 179-2104 (641 amino acids)
Source: RefSeq, a predicted model, not a curated record
AAAAACUGGUGGUGUGCAAUUAUCGACGGUUCCCGAACCAGGGUUUCUUCCGUUUGUCAAUCAUAAUGGUGUUCUAAUUCAGAGAUCUGUUCCUUGGAACUACUACCAGAAUGCUGUCACAUCUAGUUAUUCAUUUGCAUGGUGGGGCUGGGAAAGAUGGGAGAAGGAGAUUGACUGGAUGGCUCUUCAAGGUAUCAACUUGCCUCUUGCAUUCAAUGGUCAAGAGGCCAUCUGGCAGAAAGUUUUUCAGAGGUUUAAUAUUAGUGGUGAUGAGUUAGCUGAUUUUUUUGGCGGGCCUGCUUUUCUUGCAUGGGCACGGAUGGGAAACUUGCAUGGAUGGGGUGGACCACUUCCUCAAAGUUGGCUUGAUGGUCAGCUUGUUCUUCAAAAGAAAAUUCUUGAUAGGAUGUAUGAAUUUGGAAUGUUUCCAGCAGUUUUGCCAGCCUUCUCCGGAAAUGUUCCUCUGGCAUUAAAAUUCAAGUUUCCAUCAGCCAAAAUAACCCGCCUUGGAAAUUGGUUUACAGUCAACAGUAAUCCAAGGUGGUGCUGUACCUAUCUCUUAGAUGCAACUGAUCCCCUGUUUGUAGAAAUUGGAAAAGCAUUUAUAGAGAAACAAGUUGAAGAAUAUGGCAGGAGUAGUCAUAUAUACAACUGUGAUACCUUUGAUGAGAACACUCCGCCUGUAGAUGACCCAAACUACAUCUCUUCCUUAGGUGCCGCAAUAUACCGUGGAAUACAAAGUGGUGACAAUGAUGCUAUCUGGCUUAUGCAGGGUUGGUUAUUUUCAUAUGACCCAUUCUGGCAGCCACCAGAAAUGAAGGCACUACUGCAUUCUGUGCCUAUUGGUAGAAUGGUUGUGCUAGAUCUCUAUGCAGAAGUAAAACCUGUAUGGAUUACUUCCCAGCAGUUCUAUGGGAUUCCAUAUAUCUGGUGCAUGUUACACAAUUUUGCUGCGAAUAUUGAAAUGUAUGGAAUACUAGAUGCAGUUGCAUCUGGGCCUAUAGAAGCUCGAACAAGUGAAAAUUCAACUAUGGUCGGUGUUGGUAUGUGCAUGGAAGGCAUCGAGCAAAAUCCUGUUGUUUAUGAUCUUAUGUCUGAGAUGGCAUUUCACCGCAAGAAAAUAGAUAUGAAGGCAUGGAUAGAUUUAUACCCAAGGAGGAGAUAUGGGAAGAAUGUUCCAGCAAUACAAGAUGCCUGGAAAAUAUUACAUCACACUCUAUAUAACUGCACAGAUGGUGCUAAUGAUAAAAACCGUGAUGUGAUUGUAGCAUUCCCCGAUGUUGAUCCAUCCAUCAUUUUGAUACCCAAGGCAUAUAACUCUGCAGCUCUACAUCAUUUCAGCAGACAGUUAUCUGAAAGGGCACAGUCAAUAGGAGCUCCAAAUUCAUUUGAUAAGCCACAUUUGUGGUAUUCAACCAGUGACGUGUUAUAUGCGUUGGAACUUUUCCUAGAAAAUGGGGAUGAAAUUUCAGAUAGUAACACUUUCAGGUAUGAUCUUGUGGACCUCACUAGACAGGCUCUAGCUAAGUAUGCAAACCAAAUUUUCUUGACGGUCAUUGAAGCUUAUCAAACUAAAGAUGUUGAAAAGGCUGGCAUCUACAGCAAGCUGUUUCUUGAUUUUGUCGAAGAUCUCGACAUUCUUCUGUCCUGCCAUGAUGGGUUCCUACUUGGAUCCUGGUUAGAAAGUGCUAAGAACCUCGCAGAAGAUUUAGAACAAGAGAAACAGUAUGAGUGGAAUGCAAGAACACAAAUAACGAUGUGGUUUGACAAUACAGAGACAGAAGCUAGCCUGCUUCGUGAUUACGGAAAUAAGUACUGGGCUGGUCUUCUGGUUGACUAUUACAAGCCCAGAGCUGCUAUAUACUUCAAGUACUUGUUGGAAAGCAUGGUAAAAGGAGAGAGGUUUUCGCUGGAAGACUGGAGAAGGGAGUGGAUUGGUCUGACUAACAAAUGGCAGAGCAGUAGAAAGGUGUUUCCAGUGAAAGCUUCGGGUGAUGCUCUCAGUGUAUCGCGACGGUUGUAUGACAAGUACCUGCGAAAUUCUGACUCAAAACUGUUACCGGUUUUCAUGGAUGAUUCGAGCAUUAAAGCUGGGAGCUUUUAGAAUUGGCAACAGCUGCUUCGUCAGUUAACAACCUCAUGUUUUAGCCUUAGUUUACUAUGUGAAGCAUUGAGCUUCUAUCAACUGUGGAUUAUUAGCUGCGAUGGGUUUCACUCUUGUGAUGAUGAAUACUCUAUGCGUAGAACUUGGUCGACGGUGGAAACUCACUCACCCUUCUUUCUCAUUCUAUCUUGAUGUGAACUGUAUCAGUUUUUCAUGGUAAUUAUUGCCUGUGCCGGUGGAACAUCAAAACUAAAAUCCAGUAAUCGGUACUUUUUGGUAAGAGCACAUCAGAGAGACUGUCUCACUUCUUUAGGAAAAGUUUUUAGUUUAUUGACACAACAAAACUUCUGAGUGGUUCACCUUUGUAAUGUUGCAUCCGCUGAGGAAGCAACUAAAGUUCCACCAAUCGAUGAGAAGAUACCACGGAGAUCUCAAUCGCGGAGCCCAUAGAUAUGCUAUGCUGUUGGCUUUCUGCUACCAAGCUAAGAGCGCACUCGGCAGCUUUGCAACUGUAGCUGCAAUGUUGUUGUCAUUUGCAUGCAAUUGAUAUACAAUAAUUGUUCUUUCAUGCAACUGUAGUUGUAACUAUUUGAUUCAAUUUUCUAAUUUUAUAACUUUGCAGUUGUAGCUGUUUA